Daphnia carinata is the source of this 2058-nucleotide messenger RNA. Its product is annotated as aminopeptidase O-like. Gene Ontology annotation, biological process: proteolysis. Bases 57 to 2027 code for a protein of 656 amino acids. The record is from RefSeq and is a predicted model, not a curated record. Gene Ontology annotation, molecular function: metalloaminopeptidase activity; zinc ion binding. Gene Ontology annotation, cellular component: nucleolus. The transcript is spliced from 2 exons. Lineage: Eukaryota; Metazoa; Arthropoda; Branchiopoda; Diplostraca; Daphniidae.
GAGUUUUUUUUUUAUUCGUCUUUUUGUCAACGAGAGAUUAGAACAAUUAUUUUGACAUGAGCUGCCAUGACAAUUUAGAUCUUCCGCUGCUCAGCUUGGGAAGUGAUUACAAAGUAGAACAUUACAUGUUGAGAUUGACUUGUGACGUAGAACAGCGAUGUUUUAGCGGUGAGGUUUAUGUGUUUAUCGAGCAAGUUGGGUCAGGGUCAACCCUAACUUUAGAUUUAAAAGAUCUACACAUUGAUACAGUUGAAGAAGUGAAUGCCGAUGAGGAAGAAGUAUCAACCCUCUUAGAUAGUUUUGACAAACGGAAGAGUAAUGAAUUGUUUAUUUAUUGGACUUCAAAGAAAGAGAGACAAGCAUUAAACCCAAGCUUGGAAAGUUGGUGUAUCAAAGUUGAAAACCUCCAAAAGAAAAAAGCUGUUCUUUGUUUUACUUACCGAACAAAGCCAGAAGGUAGUUCAGUGUCCUGGUUUCUUGAUGACGAUGGGAAAUGUUGCUGCCUUACUACAGGAAGCUUAGUCAACAAUAGAUCUCUCUUUCCUUAUCAAGAUGCACCAACACUGAUGGCUACCUGGCAGUUAUUAUUGCAAGUGCCCAGUGGUUUCGUUGCAACUACUACUGGUGAUGACAGAGGAUUUUUAACCGAUAUGGGCAUUUAUUUUUACACAUCUAUGCUACUACCACUGUCUACAUUUGCUCUUGCAAUCGGAAAAUGGAAACGUGAAGAGAUCCCUUUUCAUUUGGAAUCGAAAACACCCGAUGAUAGAAUAAUAGAAUGUCGACAUCCGUAUUACCCUUGCCCUUUCGCCCAUUCAGACUUUGCUGGUCCUGAAAUCCCUUGUCAAAUGUUCUAUUCGAAUUCCUGCGAUCCAUCGCUAUUUAAGGAUUACAUUCCUUCUUCGAUUGAAGCCAUAUUUCACAUCUUGGGAAGACAUGUUGUCCCGAAACUGGAUUUUGUAAUCAUGCCUCGGUCAGUGACUUGUCUUGGAUUCGCUUCUCCGGGAUUAAUUUUGAUCUCGCCCAGUAUUCUUUACGGCCAUUCACCAAUGUUGGCUAGACUAGGCCAUGAAAUUAGCCACUCUUGGUUCGGCAUUAAUAUCGGGCCUAAAAAUUGGAAUGAAGAGUGGAUCAGUGAAGGCUUUGCAACGUUCAUGGAGGAUGUGGUCGACUUGAAGAUGUCCAAAUUUGCUCGUCGAAGUGAACUCAUGGAGCUGAAAGCAAUUAAUCGAUAUCAGAUUCUAAAGUCGGACUGUCAGAAUGUGGAUCCGUUUCUUCAAAGUGUCAGUUCAUUGAAUCCGGAAACUAAUGUUGUGAUCAAUGGAUUGCAUCGGGAUAAAACAGUCUCGCAAAUACCCUAUCUAAAAGGUUAUUUUUUCCUAGUCCAAUUGGUCAAAAUUGUUGGCUUAGACCCCCUCCUGGUAGCUCUGAAAUGCUAUGUUGAAUAUUUUCACGGUUGUUUGAUAACAACAACGGAGUGCGUCGAUUUCUUUUGUCAUCAGUUUCAGCAAAAGGAAGAGAUUCGUCAUCAUUCCCAGCUUUGGCUGUACAAUUCAUCCUUGCCCGAAUGGAAACCUGAAUUUUCCACCAUGAACAUUCUUGAUGCACAAGUCACUCAACAUCUUGAAUAUUGGAAGCGGCCAAGAGGAAAUCCACCUUUAUUUCCUUUUGCCCAAGCCAUGCCUGAUCAAGUGCUUGCUUUAUUGGAUCGCUUAUUGGAACAAGAAAGCAAGUUGAUAUCCGCGAAAAGCGUGCGCCUUCUUAUGGGUCACUACGAGCCUCAUUUAAUUAAUGCGGAUACGCACCAUCGAGCUUGUGAAUUGAUUGUUGCCCAGCAAUGUGCUAGGCUAUUGCCAAUGGUUCGCGAGUUUUUACUGCAGCAUCCGGCCAUGGGCGCUUAUCUUUACGGAGAACUUGUCCACACUAAUCGUCCCCAGUUUCAGACCGUUGCUAGGGAAACGUAUCUUCACCUAGAAAGCAAAUUGGACACCAAUUUCAAAACUAUUAUAAGAGACCUUAUCUUCUAGCGACUGAAAUAAAUAUGUAUUUAUCUUUAAU